AUGACAGAAAGGCCUCUCUCGAUCGCCACGCAGAUCGCGACUCCCAUUCCAGCCGCCCUGUCCUCUACGGCUUCGAUAUCUGCGGGCGAUCCACGUCCGGUCGGCGAGUCCGCAGAAGAGGAGCCCUACACCAUCAAGUGCAUCUGUGAUUAUUCCGACGACGAUGGAAAUACUAUUUACUGCGAGAUUUGCGAUACAUGGCAACAUAUCGAAUGCUACUACCCAGGCCAAGUGGACAAUGCUUCCAAGGAGGAGUUCGACCACUCCUGUGCUGACUGCAAACCGCGAAUGGGCCUACUAGACCGACGGCAUGCGACCGAACGGCAACGGCAGCAACGGCAGAACAAAGCAGUUGACAGCCCCGAUAAGAAGACCAAGCGGCCACCCUCCAAGAGUCAUAAGAAGAAGGCGAAGCCAUCAGAAGUUCAUAUCAAUAAUGGCCAUCAAGACCACGAUGCCCAUAAACACGGCAGCCCUCCCCCUCCCACGAAAAAGUCGAAAGGCCAUCGAUCAAAUCAAUCGGUCAGCUCGCAGAUAAAACGGAGUCCACCCAUCACUGCACGAUCACACAUUCAUGCUCAUCCCCCGAGUCCGGUACACACUCCGCCGGAUCUCCCCUCCAAAGGUUACGACUACUCCGAAAGAUUUAUGAGAUUGUACGAUGAUGACAAGUCAAUCCUGAUAACCUCAACCAACUCGUUCGCGAGCCUCUCUGUGUCGAAUUCGAUGGGCUUGUGGCUCAACGACGCUGCGAAGAUGUACGAGGACACCGGCAUGAAGAAGGAGGAUUGCUUCGACUUCCUCAAAGUACCCGUCGACUCCCUGAGAUGGCCUGAACUCCGGAUAGAGCGGCGACAGGAGACCGACAGAGGGACGACCUUCACUCGAAUAUGCCUGAUCAAUGUAGCCCACAUCACCGGAACUCUACCCGUCGGUGAGCUCAAUGGUAUCGUCGGUACCCAAAACGACUACUGUAACGAUGUUGAGAAUCGAUGGGCAGACAUGGCCCACCCGCGACCUUUCGUCUUCUUCAUCCCACACCUCCCCCUCUUCAUAGAUACUAGAAGCGAGGGCUCAUUGUGUCGAUAUGUGCGGCGUAGUUGUCGGCCGAAUACGGCCUUGGAAAUCUUUAUUGCACAACGCUCGGAGUAUCACUUUUGGCUAACGACUGAUCGUCCCCUCGCUGCUAACGAAGAAAUAACUAUGCCAUGGGAAUUCAAGUUUCCGUCGCAGCUCAGUUCUCGAUUCCACCGUCUCCUGAACCUCAUUGAUGAAGAAGCCUCCAAGCCAGAUGGACUCGACGCGACCGAUGAGGAAUACGAUGUGCUAAUACCACUUAUUCAUACGGUUCUCUCCGAUCAUGGCGGGUGCGCCUGCAAUCUCGGUAGUGGUUGCGCCUUUGCUCGAUUUCAUGCAGCAUAUAAAGCCAGGCAACAGACCUUACAACAACAACAACAACAGCAGCAGCAGCAGCAACAGCAACAACAGCAGCAGCAGCAACAACAACAACAGCAGCAGCAGCAACAGCAACAGCAGCAGCAGCAGCAACAACAACAACAACAACAACAACAUGCCGCCAAGACAAAGAAAGGUCGAAGGCCGAAACAGAGCCACAUGUCGCCCACGAGCACAGGCCAUGCUACUAAUAGCCGAGACGCUAGUGAAGGCCAGGACGAAGACGAUAACCGGUCAAUAUCUGGUUCGGUCCGUAGUAAACCUCGCAGUCGUGACUUGACCCCGUCACACAGUGCUGAACCCAACGGACUUCUCACGGAACAUUCUGAACGGGAGAAGAGAAAAUUGGCAGCGCUCGAAGACUCGUUCCGCAAAAUGGAGCAGGGACAGCCACCGAGGAAAAAGAAACGCGCAUCUGAUGGAUCGAGCAUGAGCUUGCCUGCUCACGCCGCAGCCAACCAACCUACCGCAAAACCCCGGCAACGUUCAGCAGCAUCCCGCGCAUCGAUCUCGCAAACUUCUGGUACGGCCGCCAACGGAUCUAGAUCGCGGCAGUACGUUGAUGCAAGCACUGCGUCGAGGAGGGAAUCCGCAUCACCAUCCAGCGCCGGUGCUGUCUCGCCAACCGCCGCGCAACGUUCGCCCGACCACCGCCCCUCUCCCCAUCCCUCACUCCCAUACCGCUCGCGCAAUAGCUCGACGCAUCCGAAACCUUCAUACGUGGAAUCGUCUACGCAGACUGACGAGGUGGAUAAUGCUUGGUGGAACGCCCCAACACCGAGGGUGAAACGGAAGAUUCUGCCUCUGGCCACCCGCCUCCUCAAGAACCGGCAGAAUAUCCAACGAAAGCAAGAGGCGGAAGCUCUACAACGACAGGCUUCGGUGGUUGGCGACGAGAGCCAGACUGGCGACGCUUCUCCAUUGGUUCCUGUACCCGCAGACACAACCAGCCAUGGAGGUAGCCCCACGGAUUUACCGACAGAUACAAAAGAUCGAAACACGAGCGUCGCAUCUUCGGCGUCUUCGCUGGGUAAUCCAGAUCCUGUCGACAUCACUAUGCCCGACGCACCGGCCGUCUCGGACAGUCCCGUUGAUAAGCCCCUUCCGCCAACGUGGCCAGACGCCGCGGGUGACUCUCAUCCUUCCCCAAAAAUUACUCUCAGGAUGCCUCCUACUCCCGUCCUCUCGCCCCCGAUCUUGUCGGCUACAGUCUGCGAAACUCCUACCAAGACGCCUACAUCUGCGCGACCUCCAAAUGGAGCCACACCGGUCUUCUCUGCUGCUGCUGCCAACGGUGCUCCGCCAGUCCCGAUUAAGCCCGAGAGAAAGAAGCUCAGCUUGAGCGACUACGCAGCAAGAAGGGCGAAGAAAACGGACGCGAUUGUGGCCGCGCCGGGAAGCAGCCCGACUCUUUCACCGGCGGUCUUGAAGCCAUCUUUAUCGACGAUCGAGGAGGCGGGGGCCCAGGGAGGUCUUGAGGGAUCCGCAAUGGUCGAAUCUCCGACGAUUGUAGAGAAGAGCGUCGAUCUUGUAGCGGCGGCAGGUGCAACCUCGGGAUCUCUACCGAUCAACAACCCCCCGGCCGUCACAAAAGGCUGA
This is a messenger RNA of Drepanopeziza brunnea f. sp. 'multigermtubi' MB_m1, 3054 nucleotides long. NCBI's taxonomy places the organism in Eukaryota, Fungi, Ascomycota, Leotiomycetes, Helotiales, Drepanopezizaceae. The record is from RefSeq and is a predicted model, not a curated record.